Setaria italica (foxtail millet) is the source of this 1125-nucleotide messenger RNA. Its product is annotated as UMP-CMP kinase 2. Gene Ontology annotation, molecular function: ATP binding; UMP kinase activity. The record is from RefSeq and is a predicted model, not a curated record. NCBI's taxonomy places the organism in Eukaryota, Viridiplantae, Streptophyta, Magnoliopsida, Poales, Poaceae. Bases 110 to 850 code for a protein of 246 amino acids. Gene Ontology annotation, cellular component: cytoplasm; nucleus. Gene Ontology annotation, biological process: UDP biosynthetic process; CDP biosynthetic process; 'de novo' pyrimidine nucleobase biosynthetic process. The transcript is spliced from 9 exons.
GGAACUGAGCAAAAAGCGGAAGGAAGGAGACGGCAAGCCAGCGCCGAACUCCAUCGAUCGGUGGGAGGAAGGGGAAGAAGGCCUCUGAUAGCGCGUGCGCUGCGGGGAGAUGUGGCGGAGGCGGCUGGGCGUGCUCCUUCUCCGAUCCCCGCCGUCGUCCUCCUCCACAGCCGCCUCUUCUUGCCAGAGCCGCCGCCACCACCUCCUCCCCAGCGAGGAACCUCUUGCGCUCAAUCGUCUUGCCAGGCUCUUCACGUCCCAAGCUGGAAGUGAUGGUGGCCAUUCCCGGAAGCCGUUCGUUGCUUUUGUCUUAGGGGGUCCUGGGAGUGGCAAAGGAACACAAUGCAGUAAGAUCGCUUCGGAUUUCGGGUUUGCCCAUUUGAGCGCUGGCGACCUUCUACGCCACGAAAUAGCGUCUGGCAGUGAGAAAGGGCAGUUGAUCCUAGACAUCAUUAAGGAAGGGAGGAUUGUCUCGUCAGAGAUAACUGUGGAACUCAUCAGAAAAGCUAUGGAAACGAGCAAUGCCGAUAAGGUUCUUAUUGAUGGCUUCCCAAGGUGUGAGGAAAACAGAAUCACCUUUGAAAGAAUUGUUGGAACAGAACCAGACAUUGUGGUUUUCUUUGACUGUCCUGAGGAUGAGAUGGUUAAACGCCUUCUAGGCCGUAACCAGGGGCGGGUUGAUGAUAACAUCGAGACAAUUAAGAAGCGUCUAAAAGUGUUUGAGAGUUUGAAUAUUCCUGUUGUUGACUACUACUCUUCUAGAGGAAAGGUUCACAAGAUAAAUGCCACGGGUACAGCAGAUGAAAUCUUUGAAGCAGUCCGCAGGCUCUUCUCUUCCUUAAGGUUCUGACGAGGAGUCGAGGAUACUGUCUUUGAAGGAAUUCGUGGAGUUUGCUUAGGAACUAUCUAGUAUUUAAUUGUCUUAAAGCCAGUGCCCACUUUGCACCGUCUAAAUAUUUGGUGCAGUAAUUGUACAUACACGCUACAUCUUUACCUAAUAAUACCCACGAAAACACAGAUGACUUGUGAGUUAUGAAACAUGAGACAUGGAGCCUGAAGGUUGUCCUGCAUAAUAGGCAUUAUGUUUUAACCUAUUUUCCCCUAAAUUUUACAGGCAUUAAGCUC